GGGCGGAGUGAGAGAUUACUCUCAGCCACAUUGCUCGAGGCGAGCUGGGCUGUGAACGGGGUUCGGGAGGGGGUUUCUGGGCGCUCGACUAGUAGCGGGAGUAGGAAGGGCUUUGUCUGUGGCCUUCCCUACAUAGGUAUUUUGGAAUUCUGGAUCCUACUCUGAGCCUCAGCCGUGGUAACUACUGUUAGUUCACCGCCUUGCGUCCCAGGUGCUGAGCAAAUUGGCCGCGGGCGGGGAGGAGUACUGGCCUCUUACCCCUCGAGAUCUUACCGCCUAUAUUUGGACCGGGUCACGUUUUAUUAAGGGGGUUGGGGAUCUCCAUGGAUGAGUAGCAGAUGGGCAGGACUUCAACUGGAGAGAAAGGAGAGAAUAAAUUAGAAUGGCCAUUCUGAGUCAAGAGAACUGCUUGAGCAAGGAGGGGAUUGCUUGAUACAUUUGUUCAGCAGAGUGUAUUAGGAGCUAAGCCAUGAAAGGUAAGUGGGUACGUGUGGUAGAGGGUUUUGAGUACCAGGCGGAGGACUUUUAACCUAAUUCAGGGGUCUUUUGAGAACCAACCAUUGGAGGUGUUGGAGUAGGGUGUGUGAUAGGAUUGAAGCAGAUCCUUAUGAAGAGCUGAAUCUCUGGCAGUUUGGUGAAGCAGGAGAUGAAGACCCAUUAAGAUGCAGUUUCAAGAAUUAAACAUCAUCUUAGAGACAGUUUAGGUGGGAGGUAAUAAAGGAAACUGAACAUGUUAAGAAGAUAUUUAAGGGAUGUUACUCAUGGUAAUAAAGCAUGGGGUUACUGACUGGUCAGCGGAAGAGAACAUCUUCAUCCCGUGCUAACUCUGGCCACUGGGCCCCUUCCCAUCUCAGCUGGUCCCAGGACCACCAAAUUUUUGUCCAUCCAUUCCCCUGAUGUUAAGUUGGUGACAUUGUUCUCUCAGUUCUUAGGGAUCUUCAAAGUCCUCUGGCAGGAAACUGAGGUAUGAACAGGAUAAUGAAGGACAGAAUAGAAUGAGGGGCCUGGAGUUUUGGUCCUUGCAUUCCAGCACCACUCCCACCCACAAAGAGAAGACAUUGAAUUUCACUGAAGUGCUGACCUGCCCUUUCUGCUCCUAGCUUCUGCAGGAGGGAGGGGACCAAUGUACGGAGGAAUUGUGGGGUUCAGUUUCUAAACUAAUCUUGUAUGUUGUCCCAUCCCCUUUAUUCCCUACCUCCAGGUUUUGAAAAUGAUUCAGGGCCUCUAAGGUUUGGUGUUUCCCUUUCAAGAUGCCCCUCUCAGACUUUGUUCUGGCCCUGAAGGACAAUCCCUAUUUUGGGGCUGGAUUUGGGUUAGUGGGUGUGGGCACAGCCCUGGCCCUGGCCCGGAAGGGCGCCCAACUGGGUCUGGUGGCAUUUCGGCGCCAUUACAUGAUCACACUGGAAGUCCCUGCUCGAGACAGGAGCUAUGCCUGGUUGCUUACCUGGCUCACCCGUCACAGUACCCGUACUCAGCACCUCAGUGUUGAGACUUCGUACCUUCAGCAUGAGAGUGGCCGCAUCUCCACUAAGUUUGAAUUUGUCCCAAGCCCUGGAAACCACUUUAUCUGGUAUCAGGGGAAAUGGAUCCGAGUGGAAAGAAGCCGAGAGAUGCAGAUGAUAGACCUGCAGACAGGGACUCCGUGGGAAUCUGUCACUUUCACAGCUCUGGGCACUGACCGAAAGGUUUUCUUCAACAUCCUGGAGGAAGCUCGAGAGCUAGCCUUGCAACAAGAGGAAGGGAAAACGGUGAUGUACACAGCCAUGGGCUCUGAAUGGCGUACCUUUGGCUAUCCACGCCGCCGCCGGCCGCUGAGUUCUGUGGUUCUAGAACAGGGUCUGGCUGACCGAAUUGUCAGAGACAUCCAGGAAUUCAUUGAUAACCCCAAAUGGUACACUGACAGAGGCAUUCCCUACAGACGUGGCUACCUGCUUUAUGGGCCCCCUGGUUGUGGAAAAAGCAGUUUUAUCACAGCCCUGGCCGGGGAACUGGAGCACAGCAUCUGCUUGCUGAGUCUCACGGACUCCAGCCUCUCAGAUGACCGGCUCAACCACCUGCUGAGCAUGGCCCCGCAGCAGAGCCUGGUGCUCCUGGAGGACGUGGAUGCUGCCUUUCUCAGUCGAGACCUGGCUGCAGAGAACCCAGUGAAAUACCAAGGUCUAGGCCGUCUCACCUUCAGUGGAUUGCUUAAUGCUUUGGAUGGUGUAGCUUCCACUGAGGCACGCAUUGUAUUCAUGACCACCAACCAUGUUGACAGGCUGGAUCCUGCUCUGAUACGUCCCGGGCGAGUAGACCUGAAGGAGUACGUGGGCUACUGCUCACACUGGCAGCUGACCCAGAUGUUCCAGAGGUUCUAUCCUGGGCAAGCAUCUUCCUUGGCUGAGGCCUUUGCAGAACGUGUCCUUCAAGCUAGAACUCAGAUCAGUCCUGCCCAGGUACAGGGCUACUUCAUGCUGUACAAAAAUGACCCUGCAGGGGCAAUUCACAAUGCUGAGUCUCUGAGGUGACAACCAAGCUGUACUCAGCUGUCCUCUAGGAGAUCAAUAAAACACCUGCCACACUA
This is a messenger RNA of Manis javanica (Malayan pangolin), 2563 nucleotides long. NCBI's taxonomy places the organism in Eukaryota, Metazoa, Chordata, Mammalia, Pholidota, Manidae. The record is from RefSeq and is a predicted model, not a curated record.